Pocillopora meandrina is the source of this 2449-nucleotide messenger RNA. Lineage: Eukaryota; Metazoa; Cnidaria; Anthozoa; Scleractinia; Pocilloporidae. The record is from the annotation of a GenBank genome assembly.
UUUAACAGAGAUCUUCGUCAACCUCUGUCUCAAAUACGCGUAAGUCUUGCUGUGGCUUUAGGAGCUGGACAAAUAUGUUUUUUCGCUGGUAUAAAUGCCACAGAGAUCAAGGUAGGUUGUUCUUUCCAUUAUUUAAAUGAAAUUAAAGAUAUUAUGAUCGAACAAAGCAUUGAAAUGACAUAGAUUCUGCUGUUUCCUUUAUGUAUCUGUGCAGGCUGUGUGUGUCAUAGUAGCAGCUAUUAUGCAGUAUUUUCUGAUGGCCGCUUUCUGUUGGAUGCUGGUCGAGGGAAUUUAUCUCUACCUGUCUGUUGUAAAAGUUUAUAACAUCAACGACAAGAUGCGCAUAUAUCACGUCAUGUCAUGGGGUAUUUUGCUUAUACAGCUGAACUUACAAUAUACUGUGAAUUUUAUUUUUGGCUAGUUUAAUUUUAAUCAUUUUGAGUCACCUUGAUUGGUUUGUCAUUUCCUGAUAGGUUUUCCCUUAGUUAUGGUGGCCAUUUCGCUGUAUAUCGCUGCUGGAAAAGAAGGGAUACGGGGUUAUACCAGCGACAAAUUGUAAGAGGCGUAUGUUUUUUUCUCUUUUUUCUCCUCUAUUUUUUCUCCCCUUAAAAUAUUAAUUUUUUUCGGUGAAGCUUUGAUGUUUCUUUUAAUUUGCUUUGACAUUUUCAUUAACUUUAUCUCAAAGUCCUUCUAGUAACAUUUAUUAUUUCGGGAAAGCUUUCUCACAUCGGUUUCUUUCUUUAUGCAAGGUUUCUGUAAUUUAAUCCUUGUGUUUCCUUAUUCCCUUUUUUUUCUCCAAAAUCUUCCCUUGUGAUCUGUGCCUUAUCAUGUUAUCAUCAUAUUAUUGAACAUCUUAAAAUGCAUUUUUUAACAUAAUAUAAACAACGGUGUUAUGCAAGAAUCUCAGUCCUGAGAAAAGCCUUAACAACAAAUGUGAACAAGUAUCAUUAUUUUUUCAUGUCACUCGCCUUUUGCACCACUCGGCCAGGUUGAUGAAUGAACUGCGAAGCCUUCACCACUCUCAAUCAGUCAAUAAUUAUUUUGUUUAUAUAAUAAAAAAUAAUACCUGGUUACGUUCAGAUAUGAAAUUACUCUUCUCGUGUUCAACUCGAGACCUCACUCGUGAGAUAUCGAGUUAAACACUCGAAGAGAAAUUUCAUAUCUUCGGGCGCCCAUGCAUUUUUCGCUACGUAAUUUCUUACGAAUUCCUUUCACUGCAGAUCUUAUGCUGACAAUUUUUUUUUCUCUUUGUUAUCUUUCCCCUUUUAAGUUGUUGGAUAUCCUCAGCGAACAAUUUGAUAUGGAUAUUUGUCACAUUUGUGAUUACAAUUGAAGUGGUAAGUUUCUGAUUCGGUUUAUUCAUAUCGGUGAUUCUGAUAUAUGACUUGAAAUGUGUAAUAGCCAUGCCUCAAGACAAACUUUUAAUUCAUCUCCUCUUCUUUCAGAUCAACAUUUUGAUACUCACACGCGUCAUAAGGGAGAUGACCAGAAUGCAGCAAACAGGAGACAAGCAAAGUCAGCAAUUACGGUGAAAAAGAGCUCUAAAGAGCGUUUAAAAAAAAAAAAAAAAGGAGUACGUCUUACUCCCUCAGUAGCUUGUUGAUAUUAAUUAGUUAAGAGAAAGUAUAGGUUCCAAAAAUUUUUGUGAGGUUCAGUAAGCAAUCAAUUAACCAGCAAAUUUUCGUCCUACAGAGUUGGCAUUAGAGCAUGUGUUGUGAUGAUCCCCCUGUUGGGUGUCACGUGGUUGUUUGGUCUUCUGUCGCCAUUACACAAAGCUUUUUCCUACAUUUUUACCAUCCUCAACUCUACUCAAGUGAGUAUCAAAUAUUAUGAUUUUAUAGUUUCAUACGUGAAAUCAUCCAUAUUGAGUGUCCAGAUUACUUUAUAACUAUAAAUUUUAUGAUGGUGAUAGAAUAUUUGUUAGUGUAAAACAGACAAAAGAGAAUAACAAUUAAAAGAUAACAAAAAAGGAUGUCACUGUUUAUGUAAUUUUUUGCUAGUCAAGACAUAAUUUGAUUCUUUUUGAUGCUAUUUGGGGCUUUUAGAGAAAAAAAACCUCGAUAUAUUUACCCCUGGUCGCAAUCACAAAACGAAAUUGGUCUGAAAAACAUUUUUUUUCCGUCUAAGGGUUUCCUGAUUUUCGUCCUUCACUGUGUGCGAAACAGCCAGGUAAGUUUUAAAACUUGAGGUUUUAAAACUUGAAUGUACCUUGAAUGUGGUUCUUUUUCUUACUUUCCAUGUCUAUCGAUGCCUUUAUUUGUUUACUUUGCUUGUCUAUCUGCAGAUUAGAGAGCGAUUCAAGCGGAAGGUGAACACGGUUUUCCCAUCUACAAACAAUGGAAACUCCACAAAGAAGAGCUCACAGGUUAAUCCAAGUGGUGUCGGUGAUACAUGGGUAGCUGAAUUGCAGUCUUUCGAUGAAUUUGAGCUGGAAAAACACUCCGCUUGA